This is a messenger RNA of Prorocentrum cordatum, 753 nucleotides long. Lineage: Eukaryota; Dinophyceae; Prorocentrales; Prorocentraceae. The record is from the annotation of a GenBank genome assembly.
AUGGCUCGAAGAUCAGAGCCUAUGAGAAGAAAGAGAGGACCACCGAAAGCGCUCGUGGACAGCGCGGAAGCGCCGAAAGAGGGCGCGGGGAUGCGAGCCGAGGCCACGGAGUUCGUCCCGAACACGCCGGGCACCCCAAGCGGCGCGGGCAUGGCCGCGAUGGGCUACCCUUGGCCUUACGGCUUCGGAGUGAACCCGCUGAUGGGCAUGUCCCCCUUCGGCUGGCCCGGAAUUGGCAUGCCGCAAUCCCGGGUCCCCAUGCCGCCGGCGAUGCCGCAAGCGCUGCCGGCCGGGCGGUUCCGAGGAAAGAUAAAGUCCUUCAACCCUGACAAGGGAUUCGGCUUCAUCGAGUGCCGGGAGGUCAACGCCCGCUACGGCCGGGACACCUUCGUCCACAAGGCCCAGAUCGGCGACCUCAAGGCUGGUGCGGACGUGAUCUUCUCGGUGGAGUGCAACAAGCAGGGCAUGCCCCAGGCGAAGGACGUUACCUCUGGCAGCGGCAUGCCCGCGGUCCCCGGAGGGGCGCCGGCGGGCAAAGGCAAGAAGGGCGGGAAGGACGACAGCAAAGGCAAAGGCGCCAAGGGCGAGGGGAAGGGCGCCAAGGGCGAGGGAAAGGGCGGCAAGGAGGGCAAGAAGAAGGCGAAGGAGCCCAAGGAGAAGACGGACAAGAGCGACGAGGCGGCAGCGGAGGCCCCCAAGGCGGAAGAGCCGGCCGCGGAGGCCCCGAAGGCGGAGGAGCCGGCCGCAGCCUGA